Lachancea thermotolerans CBS 6340 is the source of this 1587-nucleotide messenger RNA. It is a transcript of the gene MID1, whose product is annotated as Mid1p. The transcript has a single exon. Gene Ontology annotation, molecular function: calcium channel activity. NCBI's taxonomy places the organism in Eukaryota, Fungi, Ascomycota, Saccharomycetes, Saccharomycetales, Saccharomycetaceae. Gene Ontology annotation, biological process: calcium ion import across plasma membrane. The coding region runs from base 1 to 1587 and encodes 528 amino acids. The record is from RefSeq and is a predicted model, not a curated record.
AUGACAAAUGAGAUGUAUUGGGGUUUGUGGGCAAUCACAUGGAUAGCAGCGUUUCUGGGAACGGUUCAAGGCUACAGAGACUUUUCGGUCUCCGAUGAAGAGGUUCAAAGAGCUUCGCUGCUGAACUCCAACCUGAUCCAAGAAUGGACACCAAUCGAGUCCGUGAUUACUGCAGGCAAGCGCGACUACUUUACUUUCCAGAUCAACUCCACAUACGCUCAUACCAUGUCCAAGCUCGACAUGCUGGUUUUUAUCAGCGGAAAUCUCCACUCGGAGUCCGCGCGGCUUUCCAACUCUACUGAGUUGCAACUAGCCGUUUGGUACUCCUUCGACCAGGAGGUCACAUCGGACACAUCCAAGGGCAGCCGCGCACUUUUCUCUGCCGGGUACAUGGAGGCGCUGGCCGCCACGCCACUUGAGGACCAGGAUGGCAAUCUCACGGAGUAUUCCAACCUCUACCUGGUGAUCGAAGCCUAUAAUGUGACAUCGAAUUCUCCGCUUCAGCUCACCUCCACAACACAAGACCUGUCCUGGAAUUACACUAUCGGUGUUUCUCAGUACGAUUUGGUGUUUCAGUGGGACGUACGUUCCUGGGUAGAGCUCGUAGACUCUGACGCAGAUUCUGCACUUUUGGUAACGGGCAAUGUCACUUCUUUAACCACGACUUCAGCGAACUCUUCACUUUAUGACGUGGGCCUUUAUGAGCUUUAUCUUUACUCCUACGAUGAACUAAUCGCCUUUGAUAAAGCCCUGCCGCACUCCUUACGUGCUGUCCAGGACGGGCCUUACUUAGCAUCCUCGGUCAACAAUAGCGCUGUUAAAAUAGAGCUGUCGAAUUCCAGCACGCCAGAAAUAGUCAAAUCCCUCACAGUCCGGGGAGGAUCGGUGAAAGAGCAGUUUUACAUUACAGGUUUAAAUCAUUCCACAACUUAUGGAGUCUAUCUUACCAAAAAGAUCUCCGAUAAUACAGAAGUGUUGAGUGACUCAGGUGGCAUAUUAUUCUCAAAGGCCACCUUUACAACAAUGGCGGAUGAUUCCUGCUCUUUGAUAUUUGGGUUGGACUUUUGUGACGGAGUUGCAUAUUCUGUGCCAACUGCCAAGUCCGCUGGAACCAACAAAACCGUCACCAGUUUGAUUUAUGACGGAAUUGCUAGCUCACUAUACAGCAAUUUCAGCAAAGCUUUACAAAUGAUUCCCUGUGAUACUGAAAAAGAUGCACGCUUUUCCCCCUUGCGAACUUGCAACGAUUGCGCAAACUCAUAUAGAAAUUGGUUGUGCGCUGUCACUAUACCGCGCUGCACUACGGAGAACUCCUCUUACUACAUCCAUCGGGACAAAACGCAGAACCGGAAUGACUUUCUUAAUCAGCAAAUCCAACCAAUACAUGAUUAUUAUGAGAUCCUGCCAUGUAUUGAUAUGUGCUACAAUCUUGCAGCCGACUGUCCGCCUGAUUUUCAAUUUUCUUGUCCUAGCAAAACAUCGCAUUCGGAGCUAUUGUAUCUAAGUUACAGCGUUUGGGAAGAAAAUGACUUCCACACCUGUAAUUACGUUGGAAAUUCGAGGAACUUACAUAUUCUAAAUAGCUAA